Setaria italica (foxtail millet) is the source of this 2160-nucleotide messenger RNA. RefSeq lists its product as uncharacterized. The record is from RefSeq and is a predicted model, not a curated record. Bases 161 to 1813 code for a protein of 550 amino acids. Gene Ontology annotation, molecular function: RNA binding. The transcript has 3 exons. Lineage: Eukaryota; Viridiplantae; Streptophyta; Magnoliopsida; Poales; Poaceae.
CGGCCCCACCUGUCUGCAGCCUCCACCCACUUCCUCCGAUCGGGCAAGCAGCACACUGGUGGGCUAGUGGCAGUGGGCGGAAGCACGGGCUGCCUCCCUCCUGCUCCGCCGCCGCCGCUGUCGGAGUCGCCGCCCUUCGCCGCCACCGCGGGCUCCCUCGAUGUCUGGUUCCCGGAGUGGCUUCUUCCCCAUCACCUCCUCCUCCUCCCCCCUCGUCCCGGCGAUUCCAGGGAGUGUCUUGUGUAGCAAGGGAAUACCUGCCUCUAAAAACCAGGUUGCUGAAGCCAGCAAGGACACCAAUGCCAAGAAAAUCGGCCCACCUGGGAACAAAAUUCGUAUACGCCUGAGAAAGAGGUUGGCUGAGGGUGUUCAGACCACGAGCACUGUAGUACCUGAGGAAACUAAAAACCACCUGGCUAAAGAAGUAUUCGAACAUACUGAUAACGACACUCCAAGCACGAUCUUUGUGGAUACUGAAGCGAAGGCUGAGGAGGUAUGCAGCAAAGCUACAGGAGAAGGGCAGUGCCAAGAGGCAAACAGCAACAGCCUGGUCAAAACUAUGUCAAAGGACACACUACCUGAAGAGGCUAAUUUGAUUGUCUUGAGCUUGAACCAGACAACCGCCACUGAAGUGCAGGUUAAAGAGGAAAUCAGUUACCCUGAAAGAAAGGAGCUGUGUGAAGAGGGACACAAAAACAUCAUGAGCAAGGUGCUGCCUCAUGAGGACAGCAGCAAUACACCUAGGAAAGAAUCAUAUGUAGGAGCUAUUAACAAUACCCCAAGCAAGAACCAGUCAAUCAUCAGCGUGCAUGGUGAAGUGGAAAAGAACAACUCCAGCAACAUCACCCGGAGCAAGAGGCUGCUGUAUGAGACAAACAGCAAUCCCUCAAGCAAGGAGGUAACUGAAGAGGCUAAGGUCAACAACCCAAGGAAGAAUGUGACGUCUGCAGUGAAGGGCGAGGAGGCAAAUGACAACUCUCUGGGAGAUAACCUGUUUGAAGAAGCUAGAAAGAACAUUGCCACUGCAAAGCUGUCAACUGAGGCUAUAAACUGUGCCCCAAGCAGAAGACCAGCUGAUCCAGUUAAUGACAAGAAAACUAUCAAAAAGCUGCGCACCUCUGCAGUGCAUGCUACUGGCACCAGCCAUAAUCCUUCUGGAAUGAAACUUUCUACCUCUGCUGCCCCAGCUGUGGGACGAAGUACCAGUGCUGCAUUCUUAGAGGCCACAAAAGAAUAUAAAGAAUUUGAGGAGAAGGUCAAGAGAACUGUAUACCUUGACAACUUGUCUCUUCUAGCAACAGAUGCAGUCAUAAGGAUGGCUUUGAACCAAUUUGGGAAUGUAAAAAAUGUCAACUUUGUGACCAACUACACGGUUCCAUUUGACAUUCCUCAAUCUGCAUUAGUAGAAAUGGAAACUGAGAAGGAUGCUGAGCAUGUGGUCAACAUGCUAGAUGAGUUCCCAUUCAUGAUGUCCGGAAUGCCAAGACCUGUGAGGGCGAAGCGAGCCACAGCAGAAAUGUUCAAUGACCGUCCAUGGAAACCUGGUAGAAAGUUAGAAUUCUGUUGGGUGGGUCCUACAGACCCUGAUUGUCAAAAUGUCAGAAAGUUUAAGAUAAUGUCCAAGAGACAUGAGGUGGAGAAUUUAUCACUGAUCAAGAAUCAACUGCAUGAGGAGGCAUUGCUAGCAAAGCAUCAGCAGGAGAACCUGAAUUGCAAUUACAGGAAGCUUGAAAGUAUAGACAGUGUCAUUCUGACUGGCUGGGUUAAUCGCCUUACUCGUAUUUAUAACCUCAAUUUCGAUGAAGUGUACUGAAGGCGGCGGGUGUACAUGCCCCUGUUUUGACCGUGGAGCAUAUUUGUUGGGAGGAAUUUUUUUGACCUUGGAAUGCAAUAUCAAGAUCUUGCUAAAGACUGUUUCAAUGUUUGUAUAGCUGCUGGUAUCAAUCUUACGUAGUUUGCUACAUACUCGCAAUGUGGAGUACAGGCAGGAGAUAUAGCUGCCUUGUUUUUCUCUACAUUUAGCAUUGAACGAUCUGUUGAUUGGUGCUGUAUACAUGGAGUAAUCGAGAACUUAGGGUGCUCAAAUUUUCACUGGGCUGAUACAACAUCAAUGUCAGUUUUGUUUGUGUUGAAUAAUAAUUUUGUUUUUGCAUUUGAACA